This is a messenger RNA of Syzygium oleosum, 1468 nucleotides long. Its product is annotated as disease resistance protein RPV1-like. The coding region runs from base 22 to 1128 and encodes 368 amino acids. Gene Ontology annotation, biological process: defense response. The record is from RefSeq and is a predicted model, not a curated record. NCBI's taxonomy places the organism in Eukaryota, Viridiplantae, Streptophyta, Magnoliopsida, Myrtales, Myrtaceae. Gene Ontology annotation, molecular function: ADP binding. The transcript has 2 exons.
AACACAGACGAAGGGAUUGAGAUGAUUAAAGAUAGGCUGUGUGGUAAAAGGUUUCUCCUUCUCCUUGAUGAUGUUGACAGAAAGAAUCAAUUGAAUGCACUUAUGGGCAAGCGUGAUUGGUUUGGUGAAGGAAGUAAGGUUAUCAUCACUAGUAGAAACAAACAGGUUCUCAACCUUCCUGAAGUGGAUUGGACUUAUGAACUUAACUACAUGGAUUUCGAUAAAUCUCUUCGACUUUUCAGCAAACAUACCUUCAGAAGAGAUCGUCCCUUGGGUGAUUAUCUCACCCACUCCAGAAAGGCGGUAAGCAUUGCUGGAGGUCUUCCUCUAGCUCUCGAGGUUAUAGGCUCGCUUUUAUCGUGCAACAGUAAAGAAAAGUGGGAUGACAUUCUGAAAAAGUUGGAAAUAAUUCCUCAUGAGGAAGUGAGCAGUAAGCUGAAGAUAAGUUAUGAGGCAUUAGAUGAUCAGCAAAAGCACAUGUUUCUCGAUAUAGCUUGUUUUUUCAAUGGAUGUGACAAAGAAGUUGCAAUCCACAUGUGGGAUGAGAAUGAAUUUUUUCCAGAAGAAGCUUUGGAAGUUCUGAAGCAUAUGUCCUUGAUAAAGAUCAUAGAAAAAAAUACGUUGUGGAUGCAUGAUCUACUAUGGGACCUGGGGCGAGAAAUCAUCCGCCAAGAUAGUAAUAUGGUAACAGAGAAGCAGACUAGGGUGUGGGAUGCUGAUGAAGCGUUAGAUUUGCUGAUGACAAAACAGGAAAAGGAAAAAGUUGAAGCUCUCUGUCUCCAGUUUAGCCAUGCGACAGAACCCCAUCUUGCAGAUGAGGACUUCAUGAGACUUCCAAAUCUAAGGUUCCUUGCAGUUGAUGGUAGGAAUGAGGAGAAUGGUCAGAGAAAAGACCUUGAAUCCGUGUUUGGAUUAGUGAUGAGGAAUUCACGGCAGAAUUUUCAUCUUCCGAUCAACUUUUUCCGGAAGAAGUCGCAUCUAUUUCCUAAGUUGCGAUGGCUUUUUUGGUAUUCUUAUCCUAUGAAUUUUGACAUAGCCAAAUUAUCCAUGCGGAAUCUAGUCAUUCUGGAUCUAGCACGGAGCGCCAUUACCCAUCGUUGGGACAGUUGGAGCCAUAUAAAGGUGUGACAUAUGCUAGGAACGUUUAUUUGUCAAAUCCAGAACUUGAUGGUUUCAUGGUUUUUUUUUUCCUUUUUGUUGUUGCAGAUGGCGAAGACCUUAAAAGUUCUGAAUCUAUUGGGUUGCCGGAAAUUGGUUAAAACUCCCGACUUCGCAGGACUUGCAAAUUUAGAACGACUGAUCAUGUUGGACUGUGUAAGCUUGGUCAAAGUUCAUGAAUCCAUUGGUCAGUUACAGCGCUUGGUUUUCUUAGAUGUCCGCCACUGCUGGAACCCUGAUGACUUGCCAAAUGAGAUUCAAGAGCGAAAAUCUUUGAAAGUGCUCCGUAGUUAUGGCAGAAGAGUAAGGC